AUGAUCAACGCCGUUCUGGUUUUUAACAACAAUGGGCAACCACGUUUGACCAAAUUCUACACACAGCUGGACACCGCUGUUCAACAACGUCUGAUCUCCGAGAUUUUCACUCUUGUCUCUGCUCGGCCGUCUUCAUCAUGCAACUUCCUACCUCUACCGCCUCUUCUUGCUCCCGCGCAGUCCUCGGCAGUCUCGGAUUCUCACAACGAUGUCCCAUCCCUGGUCACGUACCGCCAUUAUGCGACUCUCUAUUUCAUUGUUAUCAGUACUAGUACCGAGUCUCCGCUAGCUCUGCUCGACCUGAUCCAAGUCUUUGUCGAGGCUCUGGACAGGCUCUUUGAGAAUGUUUGUGAACUCGAUCUCAUCUUCAACUUCGAAACGUUACAUGCUGUACUGGGCGAGAUGAUCGUCGGCGGUGUGGUUAUUGAGACAGCUUUGGACAAAGUGGUACAAGGAGUCAAGGCACAAGGAAAGGUGGCUAAGAGGCCUGUGAACGAGGGCAGCCGUACUGGCGGCCUUGGACCAGGUAUCUGGGCCGGCAGAUGA
Molecule: messenger RNA, 546 nt
Organism: Aureobasidium pullulans EXF-150
Lineage: Eukaryota; Fungi; Ascomycota; Dothideomycetes; Dothideales; Saccotheciaceae
Product: Adaptor protein complex sigma subunit
Exons: 3
Coding region: 1-546 (181 amino acids)
Biological process (GO): protein transport; vesicle-mediated transport
Cellular component (GO): intracellular membrane-bounded organelle
Source: RefSeq, a predicted model, not a curated record